AUUAAAAAUAUUCAAAGUAUCGUAGUAGAAGGAAACUGCACUUUGAAACUUUUCCGAAAAUUCGCAAAUAUAACGGCGAUUAAAUUAUAAAAAUUUCCAAGACUUGGAGAAUAGCUUAAAUUAAAAACAUAAUAUAAUUUAUUUUAAGUAGAAAAUACGAUAAUAGGGUCACAAUUUGGCUUGGUAUGCAUUAAUUAAUUCAAUUGUCACUAACAAACAAACAUCAGGUUGACUUGGUAUAACCGGAAUAACUAAUCAUAGGUCGCUGUUGAUAACGGACACUCGAGGUACUCGAAUUUCACACUUAAAUUUCGUUUGAAUCAGUGAACCCAAUAAUCACUGGUUUACCAGUGAGCAACUUUGAAUCUCACUAAUUCACCAGGGACUUUUUUACUCACUGAAUGAACCAGUGGAUUUCCCACUGAUUCAAAUUAAGAGAGUACCCUUCAUUUCUACUUUUCAAAUUAAUUCCUAUACAUGACUUAUGCCUCAUUAUCUUCAAUCAUUUCAAAAAUAUAUUGCUUCUAUAAUCUCAAUACCCCUUGAAGAACUUUUAUUAAACGUAAAAAUAAAUUCCAAUCAGUUAAAAAAAACGUUAGUCUUGUAUUUUAAUAUUGAAAAAAAAAUUUCACUCAAGUUAUUACGAUUACUUGUUGCAGAUAAGACUACUAAAAAAGAGUGCAUUAAUUCUUCAGGAAUUGUUGACAAAUUAGAAAAAUGUGAUAUCGAUAAGCAAGUUACGUUAGAAAUAGGUGUUGAAUAUCCUUUAGAUCUAUGGUUUCUCUUAUCAGAGUAUAUAAAACCAGAAGAUAUUGGAAAAUUUGCAAGUAUAUGUAAAAGCUCUAAUUAUGUAACAAAAACUGGUAAAUUUUGGUUCCAUCUUUAUAAACGUUAUUACAAGCCGCUACCACAUUUACCCGAAAGAUUACGACCUGAAUGCAUGGUACUGUUACGUGGUCUUAGAGCUUGUGUAAUCAGAACAUUACAUUUAACAUAUUUUUCAUCUUUAGAUAGGGUAAAGAAAAACCCAUAUUUAGAACAAGAAGAACCACAUUCUUUAGUUAAAAGACGAUGCUGUCUUAUGUGGCACAAGAAAGGGGAAAGUCAUUGGUACUUUUUUUUCAAGCUCAAAAAAAUUUUAGAUAGUCAUAAUAAUGCAAAAAAAGAAAAUGUCAGUAUCAAUAUUAAUGAAGAAUUUAAUGUAAAUAGUAUGCUAGAAGAAGUUUCAAUGAAUACAGAGAAUAAUUGCCGUGUACUACGAGUGACCUGUAUAAAUUAUGGGAUGAUACCGUUAGUAAAUGGACUUAUUCUUCAAUCUGUUAAAAUGGAUUUAUCACCAGGUUUUAAACAUCAUCGACUUCAUUUAAAUUUCUCUAGCAAUUGUAGCUCCAAAAUACCGACUCAUGUAGUUAUACUUAGUGGAGUUGUUGAUUGCAAAGUUUUAGAUUGGUGGCACCCAUGUUAUCCACAUCACGAUCGAGCAAUAGAUGUUUCAUUGCCAUCUGUUGAGUUUUGGGAUUUUUAAAAGUUUAUUUUAAGUUAUUCAUUUCUUAAUAGAACCAAUUACUUACUAAACUUUCAGUUCAGUUAUUUCUGUUUAGCAUCUUACUAUCGCUAGCAGAUCCGAACCGCGGUAAAUUACCGUAUUUUACUGCAGAUGUGCCGCAUUUUAGGUAAUUUGCGGUGAAGAUACGGCAGCAUAUGGUAUAAUACCGCAAUUUACGUGAAUACACCGCAAUUUGUGGCAUUUUUACCGUAACAUAGUAAAAUACUUCACUUCACGGUAAAAUGCCGUAAAAUACUGCACUUUUACCGCAAGGUUGCCACAAUUUUACGGUAAAUUUACCGUGAUUUUACCGUAAAAUGCCAUAACGUCGCCGAUUACCGUAACUUACUGCAAAAUACCGUAUUUUACCGCAAUUUUUCGAAUGCCGUAAAUUACGGUAAUUUACUGUAAUUCGGAUCCGCCAGGGAUGUGAAACCUAUACAUUGUAUUGUUUACUACGCGAUGCUAUCAAAAUAUGAUCCUGAAGUUAACAGACAAUUAAAAAUUUUCGGAUUUUUUUUUUUACAAAUCAAUUACAAAAACAAAAAUUUUUAAAUAUGUACAUGUAGAAAAUUAAAAAAAUUAUCAGUACAAUUUAUUGAAUCAUUUUUCCUUUUAUAAUUUAUCGUUUUGAAAAAAUUCAAAAAAUUAUUAGACUUCGGCUAACUUUCGUAUCAUAUUGCAAUGAGUUGACUUAAAUAUAGUAAUGAAUUUUAAUAUAUAGAUGGUAGACAGCAGUGGGAUCGCACUUAUUUUGACUCUCAAAAUUAUUUCUUUAAGGUUUUUUCUACAGAUUUUUUUUUAUUUCAAUGACUUAUUUAGCUUCAAUCGAUAAAAAAUCUAAACUUUGUGAAAUCGUAUUUCUAGUAUUUUUUGAGGAUUCGCAGAGAAGUAAAAAAGUUGGAAAUUAAUUGCAGUGCUCAUACGUCACUGAGUCCUUCCUGACAUUUUCAGUAUUUUUUAUUAUUCGAUCCUCUAAUCAAUUAGUCAGUUGAGCGGGUUGCAAAAAAGUUAUAAAAAAAAAUUCUUACCUGCGAAAAUAAAUGAAAGUCUGUAUAAUCAUUUAAUUUCUUAUAAAAUUAUUAGAAAUAUUAAACUUUGUUAAUUAUGUAACUGAUUAGUUAAUUUAUAAAUUAUAUUAUUUAUCUGCAAUUAUAAAGUAAUGAAAGAAAUUUUUUUUACUUUGAAAAUGUAUUUUAUAAAUUUAAAUGAGGAUGGAAUAUUCUAAAUCCCACUUA
Messenger RNA from Microplitis mediator, 2784 nucleotides. It is a transcript of the gene fsd, whose product is annotated as transmembrane protein 183-like. NCBI's taxonomy places the organism in Eukaryota, Metazoa, Arthropoda, Insecta, Hymenoptera, Braconidae. The coding region runs from base 485 to 1525 and encodes 346 amino acids. Gene Ontology annotation, biological process: regulation of protein stability. Gene Ontology annotation, cellular component: SCF ubiquitin ligase complex. The transcript is spliced from 6 exons. The record is from RefSeq and is a predicted model, not a curated record.